Messenger RNA from Dromiciops gliroides (monito del monte), 1485 nucleotides. RefSeq names its product arginine and serine rich protein 1 (gene RSRP1). Lineage: Eukaryota; Metazoa; Chordata; Mammalia; Microbiotheria; Microbiotheriidae. The record is from RefSeq and is a predicted model, not a curated record. The transcript has 5 exons. The coding region runs from base 212 to 1159 and encodes 315 amino acids.
CGCCCGCCGCCGAUGCGCAUGCGCUACCGGGCGGGCUUCUGGUAUUUUCGGCGACUGCUGGGCGUUGGCGCUUUCAGAAGGCGGAGGCGACGGUUGUGUGCAGAAGGUGAAUCUUUUGAGCUGCUUCUCGGUUGGAAAAAGCAGACUACCGGGGGCUCCUGUUGUCUCACACUGCUUUAGGGGUCGGUUUCGUGAGCUGCGCAGCCGAGCCAUGACGAGCUACGUGAACGAUAUGUGGCCCGGUUCUCCCCAGGGGAAGGACUCCCCUUCGGGCUCCGGGACGGGCCGUUCCAGCCGCCUCUCGUCGAGGUCGCGAAGCACGUCGUCGUCUGCGAGCUCUCGGUCCGCCUCGAGCCGCUCGUCGCGCUCGUCGUCCCGCAGUCGCAGCAGGUACCGGCGGAGCCGGUCUCGGUCCCAGUCCCGCCGGCGCCACCAGCGGAAGUACCGCCGCUACUCGCGCUCCUAUUCGCGGAGCCGCUCGAGGUCCCGCAACCGCCGGUACCGGGAGAGGCCGGCGCCUCGGGCUUACCGGAGGUACUACCGCUCGCCCUCUCGGGGCCGCUCCCGCAGCAGGUCCAGGUCCCGCGGGCGCUCGUACUACCGGAGAGCUUACCCGGGGUCCCACGGGCGAAGGUACUACGGCUUCGGCCGGACGGUCUAUCCAGAGGCCCACAAGAGCUGGAGGUACCGGUCCCGGUCCCGGUCCAGAUCCCGAUCCCGCAGCCCGACGCCUCUGCGCUUAAGUGAAAAAGAUAGGAUGGAACUUUUAGAAAUAGCAAAGGCUAAUGCAGCCAAAGCUUUAGGAACAGCCAAUAUUGACUUGCCAGCUAGUCUCAGAACUGGUCCAUUAUCUAAAGACACAAAUGGUGGAAAACAAGUACAGGGUGAUGCUACAAAACUUGUUGAGCUGUCAGGAAGAUUAAAUGAGGAUGUCAUUAAAACCUCAAAUGAAAGUUCUUCCCAGCAGAGAAGCCUACCUUUCAGCCCUGCUAAUUCUGUAGCAAAUCCAGUACUUCAGAAAACAGCUAUAGAGACUGGGGGAUCUCCUAAGGAAGAUGUGAAAAGCCAGAGUUCAUAUGGACAGUGGAUUCCUAUCAAGAAAGAGGAAAAUAGUUUGCUUUUAAGUUCUCCUAAAACAGCCCUGUCUUUCAAAUUCUAGUAUGUCUAGUAUCAUCCCUUCCUCAUGAGUCAUGAGAAGCAGAAAGCUAUCUUUAGCUAUAAAAGACAGUUUGAAAUCCUGGCAUGAAAAGAUUAAGUACUUUAAUGUAUCAUCUUAGGUUUCUUUUCCAGAUAAGUGAAAUGAGCACAAAUGGACCAGAAAUCACAGGUGGGAUUUUUAUUAAUGUAUGUAGAUAUUUGUAAAUAUUUGUAUGUUCUUGCAGUGGGUUAAAUAUAGCCAGUACUAACUUAAUUCAGUAACUGAACAGCUGCAUGUUGACAUUGUAUAUAUUUUCAUUGUAAAUAAAAUCUAAUUUACUUUUUUUA